AUGCCAUUCCACCAUGUGACAGCUGGCUUGUUGUACAAAGGCAACUACCUGAACCGCACACUCUCUGCUGGCAGUGACAGUGAACAGCUAGCAAAUAUCUCCGUGGAGGAACUGGAUGAAAUCCGUGAAGCUUUCCGGGUGCUGGACAGGGAUGGGAAUGGCUUUAUAUCCAAGCAGGAGCUGGGCAUGGCAAUGCGUUCCCUGGGGUACAUGCCCAGUGAGGUGGAGCUGGCCAUCAUCAUGCAGCGCCUUGACAUGGACGGGGAUGGCCAGGUUGAUUUUGAUGAAUUUAUGACUAUUCUGGGACCUAAGCUGGUAUCAUCAGAAGGCAGAGAUGGCUUUCUGGGAAAUACAAUAGACAGCAUAUUCUGGCAG
This is a messenger RNA of Merops nubicus (carmine bee-eater), 375 nucleotides long. RefSeq names its product calneuron 1 (gene CALN1). NCBI's taxonomy places the organism in Eukaryota, Metazoa, Chordata, Aves, Coraciiformes, Meropidae. The transcript is spliced from 3 exons. The record is from RefSeq and is a predicted model, not a curated record. Gene Ontology annotation, molecular function: calcium ion binding. The annotation marks the transcript as partial.